GGUUAACAUGUUGUUACAUGUGAAAUGUCCAUUUCAAUUAAUUAUUGUCUAUAAGUAAUUAAUCAGAUCAAUCAUUGCAUAGUAGUAUAAUUCAAUUCCAUACAAUUUUGUUGUUGUUGUCGUCGUCGUCGUCGUCGUUGUCGUUGUCCUUGCUUGUUGUUGUCACCGUCAUCGUUGUCCUUGUUUGUCGUUGUCAUCAUCGUUAUUGUCGUCGUCGUCGUCGUCGUAACUUGUUUGUUUGUUAUCAGUUUCCUAUCUCUUCUAAAUAUUUUUCCUAUAUAUGUUUUCAUAUUGCUUUGAACAAAAUAAAAAUUCUCAAUUUAUUCAUAUUUUUAAUGAUUAUCAAUUGAAUAAUAAAAUUUUAUUUUCAUCAUUAAUUAUCAUUAUGUUAAUAACAUGGAGUAUAUUCUAUGUAAUUAUUCCUAAUACUACUAGUAAUACUACUACUACUAAUAAUAAUAAUGGAAUAGAUCCAUUCAAUACAAAUAAUUCUUUGGAAAAGAAAAUUCACAUUGUGAUCUUAUUUGAUGGUGAUCGAGGUCUACAAUAUUUGAAUAGUCUUCUUAAAUCUAUAUUUUAUCAUCAAAAUGGAAGAUUUCGAUGUGAUUUAAAAGCUUGUUGUCUAUCAAACUUUUGUGAUCGAUUUAUGAAUGAUUGUCAAACUGUUAUGAACAAUGUUUCAACAACAUAUACAACUGUAUUUCAUUUCUUAAUAACGACGAUUUCAUUAAAUAGACAGUUGUUGAAUUUGAUGAAUACAUGGAAAUUACAUAAUAUGGAAUAUCAUUUUUACAGUUGUGGUAAUCAACUGACAGAUAUUUGGUGGAUUCAAUCUAGGCAUCCUUCAGGUGCCAAACCAUUUUUAAAAUUGAUGAUUACAGAAAUUCUUCCAUCUACAAUCAAUAAAGUAAUUGUACUAGACAUUGAUAUACUACUUAAUACAGAUAUUAUUGAAUUAUGGAAUCAUUUUGAUUAUUUUAAAGAAACUCAGGGUUACGGAUAUAAUAAUGGUGUUCUGUUACUUCAUCUGUCUAAAUUACGAUCAACCAAUUGGAAUCAUCUAUGGUUAAGUAUAACUAGAAGAGCUAUUAAACGUCAAGGUUACUUAAUCACUGGUGAACAGGAUAUUUUAAACUUAAUAUUAUUUGAAUUCAAAUACAUUUUAUAUGAGAUUCCAUGUGAAUGGAAUAUUCAAUUAAGUUCAGGAAGUGAUGAACAACGAUGUCCUGUAAGUUGGUUAACUUAUACAGAAUUGAAAAAGCGUAAUUAUACAACAAUGGUUAAACAACCAAAACUUAUUCAUAUUAAUCAUCAUAUAAAACCAGAUGAUAUAAAUGUGAAUUAUACACCGACUGAGUACAUUGAUCAAUCAGAUAUCAUUCUUAAACAGUGGGAACUAUAUGAUAAAUUCGUGUCAGUUUACCGUCAAUAUACUCAAUUACAUGAAUCAUGUUUCCGAUAG
Molecule: messenger RNA, 1462 nt
Organism: Schistosoma guineensis
Lineage: Eukaryota; Metazoa; Platyhelminthes; Trematoda; Strigeidida; Schistosomatidae
Source: the annotation of a GenBank genome assembly